Messenger RNA from Dermacentor silvarum, 2280 nucleotides. RefSeq lists its product as uncharacterized. The transcript has 5 exons. The record is from RefSeq and is a predicted model, not a curated record. The coding region runs from base 1492 to 2280 and encodes 262 amino acids. Lineage: Eukaryota; Metazoa; Arthropoda; Arachnida; Ixodida; Ixodidae.
UAACUAAUAAAAUAACGGUUACAUCGUCAGUCCUUUUGAUGUUUUCAUUAUUAUUGCUCAUGCUAAGGGUUACAAUGAUGAAACUGAGUGCGACGGGAGCUGUUUAUUAGUUACAUUGAUCUGCUGCCAGCAUGUAACCUCUAUAUUGUAACCUAUAGAAUUUUAAGUAACCUUUAACCGAGACCCGACGGAGACAUUAUAUAGGGAGUGGAAGUUCGCAAUUUACACAGUAUAACAAAGCGCAGGAUAAGUAACCUGCAUGCACACGUUGUUGAUCCACUUGAUAAGCCUGUGUACGGGUGUUCAGUCGCAAAUUUUGCAUGGGAGCAAAUUACUCAUUGAGCCGGCAGAGCCACAUAUCGGAAGUAUACGCCGCGGGAAAAGAAUGUUCUGCAAGAAUAAUGACGAUUCUUGCCGGAAGUACAAUCACCGAAUGAGCAAAUAUUAUAUACAAUUAGCGCUUUUCACGGGCCCUACAUGUGUCCUGCAGAAAGCUAUCUCGUUGCCGCCGCAUGCCGCUGCCGACACACGCCGCCGCAAGUGUUUGUUAUGAGUCUCACAUUCACGGAUUGGGGAGCACUUUUGACGUAUGUUUAGUUUAUCUCGUGGCAAAGUAAUGCUCCUCUGGCACUUCUGCCUUCUUCAUGAGGCGAGGAAAAAGAAGCAUGAUUAUUAUUAUAUGGUGGGAACCUGGAAGGCCCUUUUGCCGUGUUUACUCAGUGCGAAUUUGGUUGGGCGCAUUCAUGGAGCAAGCUCAAUCGCAGACUGAUGUACCAACGUUUUCCUCAUAUUACAACCAUCUAGAGCAAUGCGUCGUUGCCUAGAAAGCGCCCAAAGAAUUUAGUAAGUGUUGCCCCAACGGAAUGUAUCUUAAUUGAGCAUUUUUAGCAAACCAUCUCUGCAGCCGAGGUGCGAAAUUGAUGCAAACAAAAUGCAAUCAUUAAAAGGCUUGGCACGUUUCUCCCAUUAUUGAUUGUGCACUCAGCACCGGUACGAGUAAACGUGUGCAACACGCCACAUUUCGCUAUAUUGUACAGCAGCAACACGGUUGGUCCAACGGGCCAAUGCAUGUCAGCGCAGCAAACCCAGCACGGAAAAGCCGCAUACAGCCACUCCACUACCGCGGAGCCGUGUAGACUGAUGAAAGAUACAGUUGUCUGAAGUUUAUACCCCCAUGAAGGCUAUAAAGAAUGAUUGUGUUCAAUGCGGCAACAUUGUUUCUAAGAGCGCACUAUGUCCAUAAAUUUGUGUUUUUGUUUUACCCUCAACGAACCCGUUUUUGUUUGAAUAUGUGCCGCCGGAUCUGAAUGUCCGAAUCGUGCUUCAGUUACUGUACUUCACUGCAGAAGCAGCGGCCAUGUUCUUAUGCCAUCUCUCUGCGUUUCCUUAUAUAGUUCCAGCAUUGCAUGACGGGACGUAGAUGCAAACAUGGCGUUGUGAGCUGUGCAUGCGUGUUUCGUUGCUGUUUUCGCGCCAAUUUUGUCGGGGACAAUGGCAUUGACAAACCGGGACUUAUUUGGGAUAGCGCGCGGUCGCUGCAAGGAGUCAUUUUGUGACUGUGAGCGAUACAGUGUUCUGAGGUCGGCGAACAUUCGCUGUGACUACUGUGAUCACUGCCCCGGAUCGCAUGGAAAAUUAGACGAACUCGACAGCACUCCUUGGACUGGGGACUGGCAUGUUCGCGGCACAGAUGCUACUGAAGCUUCUGAACCACAAGAUUCUGGAGGAAACUGUGCAAAUGCAGACUUAUGUACCACAGCUCCUGGUGAAACAGUUGAGAGCAGCAGCUUACAACGCGCCAAUGACUUGUCCCUUCUGCCUACAAGAAGCACAAAUGAUCCGUCGCUGCUGCCUAAUACAAGCACCAGGGACCUGUCCUUGCUGCCUUCGAGAAGCGCCAAUGACCUGUCCUUGCCACCUACAAGAAGCACCAAUGAUCUGCCACUGCUACCUACGAAAAGCCAGGAAUUCUUUGAGUGGCUUCUUGAGAACUUGCCUACAUUUUCUCCGUGUGUGCAACCGCUCCUUGAGGGGAAAGUGCUUUCACAAAGACAGCACAAACAGCUAUGUCGCCAGCUCCGGACAGAAAUCGCACUCUUCUUAGAUGAGAAUGAUAUAAUCACCAGCAGCAACACUGCCCAAUGUCGUUGGAUGUACAAGGCCCUUGGAGAUGCUCUUGUAAAGAUGUACCCACACCUGAUGUGGGAUGAACCAAAGCCUGAAAGCCGGCUGCAGAAAACAAGAAGCCAGGUUUAUGUGAGUCAGUGCUUAUGUUUAUAA